GUCUCAACCAAGACGUCUCCAAUCUGCUUCCGCUGCAGAGAGAGGGGGCACAUGGGCACAGAUCCCAAUUGUCCGAAAUUUCCCAAGCAGAUGAAGGAACGUAAACUCCUCCCCAACAUGCUGUGCGAGGUGGAGGAUGCCCYGGGAAUCUGGUUCAUUGCGGACAGUAACYACAACGGKUGGGUAUUUGACGACAACCUGGAAAAACCGGACUGGGUGUGGCAUUACGCAGACCUGGAACCAACUGUCAAGAAACCAGACAUCUUCCCACCGGCAGAUAGUAGAUGGCAGAAGAAAGCCACGGGGAAGGUUACAGGCAACCCAACCAAGAUCAAAUCUGACCCACUGAUAGACUCGCGAGUCAUCAGAGAGGAGAAGGACAGAGAGGAUCUUCUGUGGGAUCUGGAUACGGUCAGGGAGAAUGCAGUCCUGCAUUUCUCUCAGGAACCAAACGCUUUCCGGAACUGGUUGAGAAAUCUAGAACAAGCAAUGGGUAAUAUGAAGAAAGGAACACAGACGGACAACAAAAGAACACUAGACACAUCAGGGAAUAAACAGAACCAGGAAGGUGGGCUCAAAAGGAGGAGGGCGACAAACGACGGGGGAAGUAAGGGAACACCCUCACCUCCACCUGAGAGCGAUGAGAAGGGCAAGACCACAAAGGCAAACGCAACGGACUUGGAUCAGGUUGGGGAGGGGAGCAGCACAGGGGGAAAGUCCCCAAAAGAYAGCGGAGAURAUGYGCCUYAGUCGUUGSAAUGGCUCARMGAGUAUGUGGAGAAGAUCAAAAGGRAGAGGGAAMAUGCUUUUGAUAUUCGGGCGGCKUGCCUGAAACAUGCUGAGAGAUCACAGACGAGCGCAAGGUACAUGGAGAAGCUGGAAGAGUGGCAGGUAGCGACAGAUGUUUCCUUCCAGAUUCCCCGCUUCGAGGAAGGCCAAAAUGUGGCGGUAGUGCUUCGAGAAAAGGUUACCUCAGACUACCCGUUGGGGGCCUAUGAUACAGUGGAAGCGACGCCUGCUCCGGAGACCCCGCAGCAGCUCACAGGUGAAGAAGACACACGAUCGCAGCAAUCAGACCAACGGAGACAAUCUCCCCAAGCCUUUUCACCCUUGAUUGUAAAGCUGGCAAUGACAGCCAGCUUGAAAUCAGGGAUGAAGUGGAGACCUUGGCGGACAUUGACAGCAGUGCCGUACAGCAUCCUAGCAGGCUCUUGUUUACCGGCUGAACUAACUGUAGUGUCGGUGGCCCAGCUUGUCAAAUCAGGCAUGUUGGAGGGAGAUGGUGAUUUGGAUGCGGUGGCCUUCCCACUCGACUGGGAUAGUUUUUACAGGAGAGAGGACUCAGAAAAUGAUCAAAGGGGCUGGCAAUCGGAUGUGGAAAGUGAAGAGGAGAGGCACGGAAAAGUGAUGGGCGAGACGGAUGAGGAGAAAGAGGGAACCUCAAGUACAACGGACCAAGGAAUGAACGUUGAUAGAGAGGCAAGACCGAACAUAGAGGAAGGGGGACAGGGAGUGGACCACAUGGGGGAGGAUACGGGGGGUGAUACACUUGCAUAGACUCUCUCCUGUAUGCAUGAUCAGGGUCUGGUAGAAUGCAGCCCGA
Molecule: messenger RNA, 1603 nt
Organism: Chara braunii
Lineage: Eukaryota; Viridiplantae; Streptophyta; Charophyceae; Charales; Characeae
Source: the annotation of a GenBank genome assembly